Molecule: messenger RNA, 1369 nt
Organism: Fusarium graminearum PH-1
Lineage: Eukaryota; Fungi; Ascomycota; Sordariomycetes; Hypocreales; Nectriaceae
Exons: 2
Coding region: 198-1148 (316 amino acids)
Biological process (GO): maturation of 5.8S rRNA; maturation of LSU-rRNA
Cellular component (GO): nucleolus; preribosome, large subunit precursor
Source: RefSeq, a predicted model, not a curated record
GAAUCGCAAACAUCUACCAACUUCAAAACCUCGGUCAUUCUUGGUUUUGAACGGACUCUGAGUCUCUCGAGUCUAUAGGAACUCUAUUUGGAGUUUUCUUUCUUUUGCGCACUUCCCAGCGCUAUAAUUACGACAAAACACCAUCAACCUCUUCUGUGUCGUAUCGCGAACUAUCGCCAACUUCAACAUUUCUCACAAUGGCGUCCGACGAGAUUAUUUGGAACAUUAUCAACGGCAAUGGUGGAUUCUGCUCUUACAGACUUAAAACCCCACAUGUGAAAGCACAAAAUGCCUUCUGUCGUAACGAAUACAACCACAGUGGCUUGUGUAACCGUCAGUCUUGUCCUCUCGCCAACUCUCGCUAUGCCACGAUUCGAGAAGAGAACGGGAAGUUAUACGCUUGCCUUAAAACGGUUGAAAGAUCACAUAUGCCUAGCAAAUUAUGGGAAAAGCGCUUGUUGUCUCGUUCUUAUAGUGAAGCUCUCAAGCAACUGGAUGAGUUGUUGAUCUACUGGCCCAAGUAUAUGAUCCACAGGUGCAAGCAACGUCUUACACGCCUGACACAAGUUCAAAUCCGCAUGCGCCGCAUUGCAGCUGAGGAUGAACGAUUGGGCGAGAAGCUCGUCCCGAAGAUGGCACCCAAGAUCAAGCAUCGCGAGCAGGCCCGUGAGCGCAAGGCCGAGGCAGCUGCCAAACUCGAGCGCACGAUUGAGCGUGAGCUCGUCGAACGCCUACGACAGGGUGCCUACGGUGAUCAGCCCCUCAACGUCAGCGAGCACAUCUGGAAGAAGGUCCUCAACGCCAUGGAGCGUGACGGCGCUGGCGAGCGUGACACCGAUAUGGACAAGGGUCUCGAUGAGAAUGGCGAGGAAGUCGAGUGGAGCGAGGAUGAGGAGGAGGACAACCUCGAGAAGGAGGUCGAGUAUGUUUCCGACAUUGGCGAGAGCGAUGACGAGCUCGGCGACCUUGAGGAGUGGCUCGGCAGCGACGACGAUGAGGAGAACGAGGAGGAAGAAGACAGCGAAGAGUCCGAGAGCGAGAAGUCCGGCAACAAGCGAAAGCGUGGACGGGCCAUCAAGAUGAAGAACAAGAAGCCCAGACAGGAGGAGAAGGAGAAGCUGAUGCUGACCAACGAUCUGUCAUGGUAAUUGCUCUUGUACAAAGUAAAGCCUCGGCGUUUGCGGAGUUUGCGUUUCCUAAGCAAGAUGAAAUGAAAAUGGGGAGAAGGAAAGAAAAAAGCAUCAUGAUGGAUGGUCUUCACUUUGCACCAUCUGGGACACAUUGCGGUACACUAGUCUACUUUAUUUCUGCUGAGCGGGUUUGCUUGGUAGUUUACAGACAUCAAAUAGACUGUCAUUUAAUUAUUCUC